CAGGAACAUUUUUAUAUGGAAACCCAGAGCGUGCUUGUGAUUCCAAAGACAGAAGAUAAAGAGAUGGAGAUAUAUGUAUCAAGCCAAGAUGCUGCAUUAGAGCAGGAAAAAGUGGCCUCCACUUUGGGUAUUCCCAAAAACAGAAUCAUGUGCCACAUGAGACGGGCUGGUGGAGGUUUUGGAGGCAAAAUGACCAAACCUGCUCUACUGGCAGCUGUGGCUGCUGUGGCAGCAAAUAACUCCACAGGGAUUAAAACUGAGUAAGUUAAUUAGCACAAAGUUCUCAGCAUGUGACAAAUCACAAGGAAAGAAAAUAC
Messenger RNA from Vombatus ursinus (common wombat), 317 nucleotides. Its product is annotated as aldehyde oxidase 3-like. The record is from RefSeq and is a predicted model, not a curated record. The coding region runs from base 16 to 264 and encodes 82 amino acids. NCBI's taxonomy places the organism in Eukaryota, Metazoa, Chordata, Mammalia, Diprotodontia, Vombatidae. Gene Ontology annotation, molecular function: aldehyde oxidase activity; iron ion binding. The transcript is spliced from 3 exons.